GGCCUCCAACCGCGUGGGUGCACACGGCAGAGGUCACAAGAGCCGACCAGAGACCCAAUUCAUUUUUCAGCGUGAGCUGCUUGAUUACUGAGGAAGCAGCCGAACGAGCGAUUGAUUGGACGAGAGGCGGUCUGUGUGUCCGAGGAGGGAGGGACAAGGAGAGGGCAAGCAGGAGCCGGUGAAAGCGAUGCGAUGAGUGUGCCCGUCCCCGCCCAGCCAUGAGUCAUUAUCCCGCCCCGCUCGUGAUUUUUCCAUUGCUUGGGAGCCGCCGCCUGCAUGACGACUGCGCGUCAUCGGUCGGCAGCUGCUAGGUUGUUCUCGUGUGUGGGUCGGCUUCGGCAUCCCUUCGAUGAGCAGCGGCUCUCUGCCGGUUCCACCACACAGCCAGUUACCCGCCAGCCCGAAACGCCCUUAUGCAGCGUCCUCCGACCCAAUGCAGCAACCGGCUCAGCCAACGGGGGCUGGACCAAGUGCACCUGGAGGGCCAGGAGAGGAGGGAGGGAGGAAUCUAGUCGCACUGAGGCACAGACUCUUCGUCACCAAACUGCCCUUUGAGGUCACUGGGGACGAUCUCAGGAGCCACUUCCAGCAGGUGGGAAGGGGAGAGAGAAAAGCAGAGAAUCUGUUCACUCGUAUGGAUGGAUGAUCGGUGUGUGUGUCGUGUUCAUCAGUUUGGCGAGGUGAGCGAUGCGUAUGUGCCGCGCAACCCCUACAAGCCCUAUAUGAACAAGGGAUUCGGAUUCGUGUCAUUCACUGACCAGCAAGCUGUCGAAAGGGUACGCGCAUGCGCACGAGGGCGGGCGAGAUGGCCGGUCAGUAGACCUGUGUGUGCAUUCCCUUCUCCUGCAGGCCUUAGCAACGCCGAUGCACGUCGUUCACAAUCGCCAGGUGGUCAUCGAUCGGGCCGUAUCGAGAGACCGAAACGACCGUAAGACAGCCCACCACAGCACAGGCCGACAGGUUCCCACAUGCACCAUUCUGUGUAUGGCGGUGUUGUGUUGUGCAGUGUUCGGUGCAAAGGUUCGCAUGUCUGAGCGUGGCGAGGAUCGCGCGCAGCCCCCCCUGGGCCCUCCCCAGGGCCCAUCCCCCGUCCCAUCACCCACCCCACCAUCAGCAGGACCGCCCACAGGUACACACCUGAUCGAAAGGGCACCAUCACAUCCGUCCAAUGCAAUGCACACACGAGGAUGCUCUCUGGUGUGGUGGUGUGUGUGUGUGCAGGUUCGACGACUCGCACGUCGUUCAUCAGCGGUGCGCCCCCCGAUUCCCAUUUUCCGGCGGCUCGCGGGCAGCCUCCCCCAGCGCAUGGCGCGCCGCCCUGGCCGGCGGGUCCGCCACCGCCGUAUGGGACGCCAUAUCCGGGGGGCAUCAGGAAGGACUCCUGGAUGAGGGAAGAGGGCGAGUACCCCAGGGUACUCACCCCACCACAAGUAAGGAAGGCAACAUGAAGGGGGCAAGGGGGGAAGAUACGGGCAUUAUUGGGCAUCCAUGUCUGGCCAUGUGUGUGUGUUGUCAGGGAGCGCCCUAUCCGCCGUCGGUGGGCGGGCCCAUGCCAGGCGGUCUCGGUGGCGUGCCGUCGCACAUGGCCCUCCCUGGCUCCAAGCUCUUCGUCGGACGGCUGUCGUACUCCACCUCUGCUGACGAUCUGAGGCGGUACUUCGCCAAGUUUGGGGAAGUCACCGACGCAUACAUCCCCAAAGGUGACUGACUGACCAAAUGAGACGACGCCGUGACACACCAACUAACAUGUGUUCUCUCCCUCUGUGUGUUGUGUCUGUGUCAGAGCCGACAACGGGUCGGAGUCGUGGGUUCGGUUUUCUGACUUUCUCUUCCCCUGAAGCCGUCCAGGCGGUCUUCGGUGCAGCGCCACACACGAUCGAUGGAAGACAGGUAUGUCCAAACACACAUGGACCAACACGGACAUGCACAGCCGCAAUCGUCUUCUCUCUCCAUGGUUUGUGUGCAGAUUGCUCUGGACCAUGCGGAUGCCCCCGUGCGAUCGUACGCCCCCGCCCCUCCCUCCGGCGUGGAGUCGCCCAUCCCCCUGCCGCCCUCCCCCUCCAGGCACUACCCACAGACCACGCCCUCAUUCCCCUCGCCGCCCAUGCCAUUCCCGCCCGCCCACCAGGGCCACGGGUUCUCGCCCGUGCUGGGGCCGCAUGAGCCGGGGCCGUACGAGGGGCACCAUGUGUACAUGGGUUACGGGGGGGCCAUGUAUGGCCAGCAGCAAUGGAGGGGGCACCUCUAAAUCUAGAGGCAGGCAAGGCAAGGCAGACGACGGCAAGGCAGACGACGGCGAGGCUGGGUUGGCUGAGCAGGUGGCUGAGUGGGUUUCUUCCUCCUUCCUUUUCCUGUGAUUGGUCGAUUUUGUCCGCGUGUUGGGAGGGAGGGAGGGAGGGAGGGAGUGAGGGAGGUGUCCAUGCGUACGAUGCAUACACGGCAUGCCACACCAUUCAUCCAUCCAAUCACACCACACUCCUGCCCUGCCCUGCUCUCAUUUUUCCGUCCGUGCGUCCAUCCAUUCGUCCAUGCAUCCACCCGUUCUUCUAUAAUACAGAGUGACUGAUUGAGUGAGCGAUUGAGCGAUAGAGUGAGUGAGAUGAGCGACCAAUGAAUGAAUGCCUAAAGAGAGGGCAUAUGUACCAUCAUGCAUGCGAAUGUGUCUGUCUGUAUCAUGUGGAUCGAUCGACGAACCUCGCCUGUGUCUGUAUGUAUCAAUACCUCUGCCAGCCUGACUGCCUGGAUGGAUGCACUCCUGCCUUGCCUUCCUCUAGUCUUUCUUCUCUCUCGACACACACAUGACAUGAAUAAGUGAAUGGAUGGCUGAAACGAAUUUGGCUCUCUCUGCUGCGUUGUCCGCUCUCCCCUGCCUGCCUGCCUGCCUCUUCACACUGACCGCUCUUCCUCUCAUUUCCUUUCAUCAGCACAACACUCGUUGUCUGUUUCCGUUUGCCCAUCUGUGUGUGGUGUGGUGUGUAUGGGGAACGAGAGACGCUCUACUGAGCAGCCGGGGAGCCAGAGAGAGAGAGACACACAGAGAGAGAGAGAGAGGGAGGAACAAAGGCAAGCAACACGAGAGAUGAGGAUCUUUUUCCGUGCCUGCCUGCCUGCUUGUCUGUCUUGUCUACGUCGACCCAUACGUCCAUGCGUGUAGCUUUAGUGCCCAUUGCAUUGCCACCCUGCCAAACGUGUGGCGAUACGGUUGCUUCUGUCUGUCAGCCCUGCAUUCUUCUCUCGCCGUCCGGGCUGCGGCCCGAUUGCCUGUGGCUCGCCAGUCUGCGAGAUACGGACAAUUGAGCCGACCCACGGUUGGCGAGAGGAGAAUGCAGAAGGUGACAACUCACGCCGGGCAGACUAGAGACAUGCUGCCUGCCUGCCUGCCUGCCUGACAUGCGCUGCCUGCGUCACAGGAAUGAUUUUUCGACUUGCCGCGCCACCCGCCACACGUCUGUCUGAGGUCACACAUCAACACGCUCCGUCGCACACGACUGCUGAACGGAUGGACCCACCGCGCACACAUACACACAUACAUGCAUACUUACAUACAUACUUGAUGCCCUGCUGUUGUAUAGAGAAGGGGAGGGGUGGGAGGGAGGGUGGAUGUGGGUGCUCGGAGGAAGCAAAAGGAAGGGCCCAUCACGCAGACGGGAGCGAUCGACUCUACUGAUUGUAGAGUAAAGGAGGGAACUUCACAUGCCGCCUUGCCUCGCCUCGCCUCGCCUCACCUCGACUAGCUGCCUUGUCUGUCUACCUGCCUGUCUGCUGCAGCAGGGUGCCUGCCGUGUGGGUGACUGCUGGUUAGUUGGAUGUAUGUAUGUGUGUGGCAGGGAGGGUCGGUGGGGCGGGUGGGUGGUUGGUGAGUGGCCCCUGCUUGCAGCGAGCGCAGCGCAGCGCGGUGACGAUUGCCUUGCCUGCGUGCCUGACAAUGAAGAAAUGCGUGCUGCAUCGAUGCAUCCAGAGGGAUGAGUUUUGAGAGGAGAGAGCGACUGAGUGAGUGAGAUGGAUGACUCGACUGAUGGACGGAUGGACGACUGACUGGUGUGAUUGAUCCACAACCACACAUGCAUGGGUGCACAUCACAUGCACGAGGG
This is a messenger RNA of Vitrella brassicaformis, 4091 nucleotides long. The record is from the annotation of a GenBank genome assembly. NCBI's taxonomy places the organism in Eukaryota, Vitrellaceae.